GCAAAUGUCACUAUCUUUUAUUUACCCCACCGCACAUUCAUAUUCUGCUUAUAUUACUGGAAGCUCUCCAGAUAUGGCGACAAUAGAGAGGGAGGUCGCUGCCCGUGUUGUGCUUCAGCAAUGUUUGCAUGCCAAGUUGCAGGUUAGACCUCAGGAUAAGGACUCUGAUGCUGAGUGGGUGGAGAUACAAAGGGGUAUGGUCAUGUAUGUCUGCUUUUUUAAAGGUUCAACAAAAGAUUUAAUUCCAAAAAUGGUGAGCUCCCUGCUAAAUGUGAAAUUGAGUGAAUCCGAUUCUGGAAAACGCGAGUCCAUCACCGAACUCCCUGGAGAUGUACUUAUUGUUCCUCAGGCUACACUUGGAGGAAAGUCAAAGGGUCGCUGCAUGCAGUACCAUUCAAAUGCAGGCAAGGAGCAGGGCAUGGAGUUAUAUGACCUUCUUAUAGCUCAGUGCCAGAAGGAACUGGAGGCUCACCCCCAAUGGUUAAAGUCUGGUGCUGCAUUGCGUUAUGGAACCUAUGGAAACAGACAGGUUUUGAAACUUGAUACCAAUGGACCUUAUACACACUUACUGGAAUUCUGAACAUUUCCUUACACAAUAUACAAUAAUUUCCCUUGUUUAACUGUUGUAACUAGAAGACUGACAGUCAAUGAGUAUAUACAUAUUUAAAUAAAUAUCUAGCGUACGUUCCAGGUAUCUUAUAUAUACAUAUAUUAUGGCUAAAAAAUGUUUUUGUGGAUUCUUAUCCUUAAUUAAUUUCUCUAGAAUGCAACAGUGUACGAUUAGACUAAGGGGACCGCAAUGGGGACUUCGUUUGCUCCAGAGUUAAGCCAAUCUGUUCAUGGGUUGAUUCGAGUCCCUUUUUAUUAGGAGAUCUUCCUUUAAAAAGACCAAUAUUUUCUGCGAAGCAUUAUGGAAUUUAUGAAAACAAACAAGAUUAAAACCUUGAUACCAAUGGACUUUAUAUGCAUUAACUGGAAUUAUGAACAUUUACUAACACAAUAUUGAAUUAUUUCCCUUGUUUAACUGUUGUAACAAGAAAUCGGGCAGUCAGUAAGUAAAUACAUACUUAAAUAAAUAUGUAGCUUACUUUCCAGGUUCUUAAUAUACGUCUAUUAUGGCUAAAAUUAUCCUAUUAAUCUAUAAUUCAUGUCUCUUUAAUGGGACCGUUUAACAUCAGCCUAAGGGGACCGCGAUGGGGACUUUGGUCGCUCCAACAUUAAGCUAAUCUGUUCAUGAGUUGAUUCAAGUCCCUUUUCAUUGAGAGAUCUACAUUCAAAAAAAUCACAAAAUUAUUUACUUCCGUUACAU
Hyla sarda is the source of this 1309-nucleotide messenger RNA. RefSeq names its product D-aminoacyl-tRNA deacylase 2 (gene DTD2). The record is from RefSeq and is a predicted model, not a curated record. Gene Ontology annotation, cellular component: cytoplasm. Bases 5 to 580 code for a protein of 191 amino acids. Gene Ontology annotation, biological process: tRNA metabolic process. The transcript has 4 exons. NCBI's taxonomy places the organism in Eukaryota, Metazoa, Chordata, Amphibia, Anura, Hylidae. Gene Ontology annotation, molecular function: D-tyrosyl-tRNA(Tyr) deacylase activity.